GGCUGCCAUAAAUACAGCUGAUUUAUUGUUUUCCCUCAUGAUCAAAACGGUGAGCAAAAAAAAUGUUUCCUCGCAAUACCGCUAUAAAUUAUGCUCUGCAAAAUUUAGUUAAACGUGUCUUCGUUGUUUUUAAUAAGAACGAAAUGUCUUAAUGGUUAGAGUUAGAAUGUACUCCCCUAAAUAAAUUGCCAGGGUAACAGAAUAAUCAAAUUACAAAGAAGCUACACAUUUUAAUAAAUGUAUAAAAGAUUCAUCACUUAUCUGUUGCAUCAUUUCAUUUGUUCAGAUGCGUCCUCUUUUGAUUGGUUUAUUGGUUUUGGAUGAGAAUAGAUCUAUCCAAAGCGGUCCCGCCGGAACGAAACAAACAAAGCGCACUAAAUAAAAUUAGCUCGAUUUUUAUCUUUUCUGUUUAAUCGGUAGUAUUAUUACUCUAUCCCAGACAUCCAAUAGGACUGCAUUUUAUUUCAUCUGACUCUGUCAUCCGCUGUCUGUGGUUAUCGGCCCUGAUCUCCAGGUGCAUCGUGGACGAGGGUCAGAAGGUUCGAGGCUUCAUAAUGGACACAAAAGCACAAAGCACGCGGACGGGGCAGGCGUGAUGCUCCGCUACCUGAUAUCAAAGCCAGCAGCCUCUGCAUGAGAGGAGAGGGGGGAACCAAAGAGCUCUAUUUACGACAACAACAAUAACAGUCCCGAGUCACUAGGACGGAGUUCCCUUGCAGGUAACAGUGGGAAUAUUUAAAGAUGUUGGACGGUAUAAAACUCGAAGACCAUCCGCUGCGGUCGGGACAGGCUACACUUGGAGUUAUGCUGGGGACGGAGUGCCAUCACCAGGCGGUGUGUGAGGGGUGCCAGCGGCCGAUAUCUGACCGCUUUCUGAUGCGCGUCAACGAGUCUUCAUGGCACGAGGAGUGUUUGCAAUGCGCCGUGUGUCAACAACCGCUCACCACCAGCUGCUACUUCCGGGAGAGGAAACUUUACUGCAAACAUGACUACCAACAGUUAUUUGCGACCAAAUGCAACGGGUGUCUGGAGAAGAUCGCCCCCACAGAGUUUGUGAUGCGGGCGCUGGAGUGCGUGUACCACCUCAACUGCUUCUGCUGCUGUGUGUGUGACCGACAGCUACGGAAAGGGGAUGAGUUUGUCCUGAAGGACGGACAGCUGCUGUGCAAGAGCGACUAUGAGAGGGAGAAAGACCUGCUCGGCUCCGUCAGUCCUGAUGACUCAGAUUCAGAGAAAAGCGAAGAUGAGGAACUGGAUAUCAAGCCGGAAAAGGGCUCUGGAGGCACUGGGAAGGGAGAUGAUGGGAAAGACCCAAGAAGACCCAAGCGACCACGUACCAUCCUCACCACGCAGCAGAGACGCGCAUUCAAGGCAUCGUUCGAGGUGUCUUCCAAACCCUGCCGGAAGGUAAGAGAGACGCUGGCUGCAGAGACAGGCCUGAGCGUGCGCGUGGUUCAAGUGUGGUUCCAGAACCAAAGAGCUAAGAUGAAGAAGUUGGCGCGGAGACAGCAGCAGCAACAGGAGCAGCAGAACUCCCAAAGGCUGGGCCAAGAGGUGAUGUCCAAUCGGAUGGAAGGAAUGAUGAACUCCUACACACCAUUGGCUCCAGCCCAGCAACAGAUGGUUGCCAUGGAGAACGGUUACAGCACCGAUCCCUUCCAGCAGGGCCUCACCCCUCCUCAAAUGCCCGGUGACCACAUGAACCCAUAUGGAAAUGACUCGAUAUUCCACGACAUUGACAGUGACACUUCGUUGACCAGCCUUAGUGACUGCUUCUUGGCCUCGUCCGAGGCGGGCUCAAUGCAAGCGAGAGUGGGGAACCCCAUCGAUCGACUCUAUUCAAUGCAGAGCUCCUACUUUGCUUCAUGAAAACCUAAAGAGACAAGGAAAUGCAAGAGUAGGUCACUCGCUGCACCUCACUAGUCAGACGCCACCUAUCAAGGAAAUACAACGGAAUCGUCAACAAAGCUUAAAGACGAGACAUCUAAGAUAGACAAACAGGCAAAAACAGAAAAGACAAGUGAACUUGAAGACUUACGGUCCAUAUUUCUCUGCAGUGAAGUGCCAGCUCUGGACGCCCAGGCGCCUGAGGCUGAGAUUUUUUUUCUAGUUUCUUGUAGAUUGUUUGUACAUGACUUUCUCAGAAGUAGCAUUUCACCUUAUCCUCAUUGAAAAAGAGUAUUGAUGGACAGUUUGACGUCACUGAAGCAUCAAGCCUCGACUCAUGAUUUCCUGCCAGGAGAGGCAGAAGAUCAAGACACAAAGCUCAUAAUGCAUGAAUCCAUAUCCUUGUGAUUGUUACGUUUAAAAAAAAAAAUGGAGAAAAAAAAUCUUGUGUUGUUCAGAUGUUAAAAUGUGAUGUUCGGACUCAUAAUUUCCUCUUUUUCAUUAUGUUCAGCAUUGCAUUUUUAUCACUUUAAUAGGUUAGCCCUCUGAAAGACAAUUUAGAAAAGCUUAGAGGGGGUGAUAUGUAUAGUGUAUCUGCAUUUGUAAGUAUGUUAGUGUGUGUGAGCGUGUGUGAGUCUGUGUGAGUGUGUA
Messenger RNA from Rhinichthys klamathensis goyatoka, 2538 nucleotides. RefSeq names its product LIM homeobox transcription factor 1, beta b (gene lmx1bb). Gene Ontology annotation, molecular function: DNA-binding transcription factor activity, RNA polymerase II-specific; RNA polymerase II transcription regulatory region sequence-specific DNA binding. Lineage: Eukaryota; Metazoa; Chordata; Actinopteri; Cypriniformes; Leuciscidae. Bases 742 to 1869 code for a protein of 375 amino acids. Gene Ontology annotation, cellular component: nucleus. The transcript is spliced from 9 exons. Gene Ontology annotation, biological process: regulation of transcription by RNA polymerase II; neuron differentiation. The record is from RefSeq and is a predicted model, not a curated record.